Molecule: messenger RNA, 198 nt
Organism: Neurospora tetrasperma FGSC 2508
Lineage: Eukaryota; Fungi; Ascomycota; Sordariomycetes; Sordariales; Sordariaceae
Exons: 1
Source: RefSeq, a predicted model, not a curated record
UUGGAUAAUAAUUUAACGAAGGAAUUUGUCCGACUAUCGACUUCGGAUAUCGCCUCUCCAAUCUUACUAGUAAGGAAGUUAGGCGGCGGUAUAAGAAUUUAUAUUAAUUAUAAAAGUAUUAAUAAUAUCUCUUUCAAAAAUAAAUACCCGUUACUAUUAAUUAAAGAAAUGCUGGACGCUAUUUAUCAAGCUAAAUAG